Molecule: messenger RNA, 1236 nt
Organism: Mixia osmundae IAM 14324
Lineage: Eukaryota; Fungi; Basidiomycota; Mixiomycetes; Mixiales; Mixiaceae
Exons: 8
Coding region: 1-1236 (411 amino acids)
Biological process (GO): ubiquitin-dependent protein catabolic process
Cellular component (GO): proteasome regulatory particle, lid subcomplex
Molecular function (GO): structural molecule activity; protein binding
Source: RefSeq, a predicted model, not a curated record
AUGAGCUUAGAGCAGGCUGAGGCAGCUUACGACUCGGAGCCAGACGAGGCAAGGAGGUUGGCCCAGGCAGUCUUCGAUGACAAGUCGACGGCGGGCGACGCAAAGGACAAAGAGGGCGCACUCGUUCUGCUAGGUCGCUUGGCGGCAAAGAAGCAUGAUGCAGCCGAGCUACAAAACGUCAUUCGGUCGUCUCAAGCCUACCUGACAGUCAUCGCGAAAGCCAAGACGGCAAAGCUCAUCAGGCGACUCAUCGAUCUGUUCGGCGACAUCCCCGGGAGCAGCAGGCAACAGGUGGACAUCACCAAGGAGUUCAUCGAGUGGGCGCGAACAGAGCGAAGAGUCUUCCUCCGUCAAAGCCUCGAGACUCGACUGAUCGCAUUCUAUCUCGAUUCUGGCAAUCAUCGUGAAGCGAUCAAGCUCGUCGAAACCUUGCUCAAGGAACUCAGGCGACUAGACGACAAGAUCGUCCUGACAGAGGUACACUUGCUCGAGUGUCGCGCUCAUUAUGCUCUUGGCAAUACCCCCAAGGCAAAAGCUGCCCUCACAUCUGCACGUACAGCGGCCAACGCGAUCUACUGCCCGCCAAAUUUACAGAACCAGCUCGAUCUGCAAUCGGGCAUCCUGCAUGCGGGAGAUAAGGACUACACUACAGCCUUCUCGUACCUUUUCGAAGCCAUGGAAGGCUUCUCGACACAGGACGAUCCUCGUGCGAGCCAGGCGCUCAAAUACAUGCUCUUGUGCAAAAUCAUGCUCAGCCUGCCCGCCGAUGUGACGAGUAUCAUCCAGAGUAAGCUCGCGCAACGCUACGCCGGCAAAGAUGUCGAUGCAAUGAAGGCGGUCGCCAUUGCUCACGAAAACCGAAGUCUGUCCGAAUUUGAGCGUGUUCUCCAGACUUACAAAAGCGAGCUAUCGCAAGACGCAAUUAUCAAAAACCAUCUAGCGGCCCUCUACGACACACUGCUCGAACAAAAUUUACUCAAAGUCGUCGAGCCAUACAGCAAAAUCGAAUUGGAGUAUAUCGCGCAAUCGGUGCAGCAGCCGACUCGCGAAAUCGAAUCAAAAAUCAGCCAACUUAUUCUCGACAAGAAGCUCUUUGCAAUCAUUGAUCAAGGGUCAGGCUGUCUGGAGGUAUUCGACGAACCUCAGAGCGAUGUGACGUACGAUGUCGCACUCGAUACGCUCAAGCAAGUCGGCCAGGUCGUCGAUACACUUUACGCCAAAGCAAUGAAGCUAUAG